Messenger RNA from Paramacrobiotus metropolitanus, 683 nucleotides. Its product is annotated as thyrotropin-releasing hormone receptor-like. The record is from RefSeq and is a predicted model, not a curated record. Gene Ontology annotation, biological process: G protein-coupled receptor signaling pathway. Gene Ontology annotation, cellular component: membrane. Gene Ontology annotation, molecular function: thyrotropin-releasing hormone receptor activity. NCBI's taxonomy places the organism in Eukaryota, Metazoa, Tardigrada, Eutardigrada, Parachela, Macrobiotidae. Bases 33 to 683 code for a protein of 216 amino acids. The transcript has 4 exons.
UUACUGCCACCGUGACACACGUAGCUAUUUUCAUGUUGGGAGUGUGUGGUAAUGCUAUGCUUAUCGUGGUGACACACAAGUCAAAACUCUUCAAACAUCCGAUGUACACCUAUUUGGUGUCCAUGGCCUAUUCCGAUCUACUGGUGUGUUUAACGGCCAUUCCGGAAGCCAUUGUUGGGUACCAUUUUGAAAAUCAGUGGUUUCUUGGUCAAGUGGGCUGUUCCGUAUUCGUCUUCCUCAAUUUUUUCGGGAUCAAUUCCGGGGUCGGCAGUAUGUCCAUGAUGACUUUCGAGCGCUUCCUUGCCAUUUGUCGCCCACUGUUAGCCCGAAAAGUGUGUACCGUGGAAAGAACGCGUAGGAUCAUCAUCUACUUAUGGAUCAUCGCAGCCGUUUACUGCUCACCGUGGCUGGGUUUGACCGUCGUGAAAGCCAUCGAAGGCACAGACCGGGAGAUCUGCGAUUUUCGCUUAACGCAAGCGUACUACAUGACGAUCUUCGGGGCGGAUUUGUUAUUAUUUUAUUUCAUUCCGCUGUUAGCGGCAGCGGUAAUCUUUGUCAAGAUCGGCGAAGCUUUGCGGAAGCGUGAAGCGGUGAUUAGGGGAUCCUUAAGUUUAGCGGAAGACUUGAAAUUCGCAAGGAAGCCAACAAUACGGCAGAACGAUGAGGAAGAGCAACUGAGGUAG